This is a messenger RNA of Doryrhamphus excisus (bluestripe pipefish), 1439 nucleotides long. NCBI's taxonomy places the organism in Eukaryota, Metazoa, Chordata, Actinopteri, Syngnathiformes, Syngnathidae. The record is from RefSeq and is a predicted model, not a curated record.
GUCGUAUUUAUCGCUUUCGUGUCUCUUUAGGAAGAGAAGAACUUCCAGCAGGUUGUUGAGCUGAUAAUGCUGAUGAGGAAAUGACAAACAUUGGAACAGAACCAUCUGUUCUCACCCAGGCGCUGAUUGAUUGACAGAUGUCUUGGCCAUGAUGCUGAGCCGCCGCACCCUGUCCGUCGCCCUCCUGCUGCUUCAGUUCCGAGGCCUGGUGAGCUUCCUGGAGGAGGAGGAGGAGCAGCACAGCGUUCCCGGAGAAUGGGUUCUGCUCCACGUAGUGCAGGGCCACAUCGGGGCGGGGAACUACAGCUACCUGCGGCUCAACCACGACGGCACCAUCGUCCUGCACAUGCACAGCCUGAAGGGCGACGCCGACCUCUACGUGUCAGAUAAGACGCUACGACCCAGUUUCGACAGCUAUAAGCUGCAGUCGGCCACCUGCGGCCGGGACGUGGUGGUGGUCCCCAUGGACUUUGCACGCCCCGUGGGCAUCGGCAUCUAUGGACACCCAUCCCACAGGGAGAGCGAGUUCGAGAUGAGGGUCUUCCACGACCAGACGGCACCGCAGGAUCCUUUCGAUAUGAGCUCGGAGGAUGCGCAGAAACAGAAGAAACCCGCUCAGACGGCCGACGAGAACGUUGAGGAAGAGGAGUCGAUAUUUUGGACCAUUCUAAUUGGAUUGCUGAAGAUCAUUUUAGAAAUUUUAUUUUGAAAGAAAGCCUUCAUUGCUGCUGCUUGGUGUUCUAUCUUCACCUCCGAGAAAUGGAAAGCUUUUGUGGGCUAGUCACGUGAAGAACGGAAGGAUGAAUGAAAACGAGCUGCUCAUCUUCAAGGCAAGCGUCGGUGGACACAUGUUUGGGAGAAGACACCAAAACGUUGCGUUUCCAGGGAUUAUCCUAGCUGGUGGCUAGCUGAGUCUACUAAUAUUUAAAUACGAUAAUCUGCGUUUAAUAGAAAAAAAAAAUUAAAAAAAUGCAAUUUUAGUCACACUGCGCUAUUAUCUCCCAACGCCCCCCAAAGACUUUAUUACGUGCACGAAUGUCCUGUCGAGUUAGCGUGCCGUGUUUUGGACUUCAUAGAUUAUUUUCAGUCUGUUAUUUUUCUAUGAAUUACCCCGGAAUAAUUACGUUUGUGAGAAAAAUUGUCCCAAAACAAUGAAAAUGGUUCAUUCACAUAUUUGACAAAAUUGUGUCUCCUUCUGGUGUCUUCUGUCAAACGUGUGCGACGACCGAGGCGUGAAGAAGAACCCGAGCAGGUUGUUAUUCCGUCGUGUGAGCUCUCAGGUUGUUUUUGCUCUACACGCUCGUGAUGACAACUUCUCCGCUGUCCACUUUGCGGCUAGCACGCAGGAGGAAUGUUCCCACAGUGCCUUCAUGUCGGUUCUCCGUUUCCUCCUGGAUCGAAGGAAUUUUAUUACAGAAAUAAAAUACUUUUUGAAGUGA